Molecule: messenger RNA, 2433 nt
Organism: Alnus glutinosa
Lineage: Eukaryota; Viridiplantae; Streptophyta; Magnoliopsida; Fagales; Betulaceae
Exons: 6
Coding region: 233-2149 (638 amino acids)
Source: RefSeq, a predicted model, not a curated record
UAUUCGUAGCAAAAAGCAAUCUUAAAAAUUUCUUUGCCCACCAAAUCCCGGAGGAGCGCGUGUCUUGCACGAGCUAUCAACCGCCGGUCGCUUCCUCCGUACUUCUUCUUUACUUCCACUCCUGUUCCGACCAGGACUCCCUCUCUCUCUCUCUCUCUCUCUCUCUCUCUCUCUCAAAGUUCUUUGCUUUACCACUCAUAAAGCUAAUUUUACCAUAAUAGCAAAAGCAACAAUGUUUGAGAAAACCAAGAAGCACAAGGUCUCCAUCAGCGAGGAAGACACCUCCACUCUCCUGCAAAGGUAUACGGCGACGACGGUGCUGGCGUUGCUUCAGGAGGUGGCGCAUUGUGCGGACGCGAAGAUCGACUGGGAAGCGUUGGUGAGGAAUACUUCAACUGGGAUUUCUGAUGCUAGGGAGUAUCAGAUGCUAUGGCGCCAUUUAGCUUAUCGCCACGCUUUGCUCGAUGAGUUCGAAGACGGGGCUCAGCCUCUGGAUGAUGAUAGCGAUUUAGAAUAUGAAGUUGAAGCUUUUCCAACUGUUAGCGGUGAAGCUUUGAUAGAGGCUGCAGCGUGUGUGAAGGUACUAAUUGCUUCUGGUUUACCAAGUGAUUCUAAUCUCCCAAACAGCUCAACAGUUGAGGCUCCAUUAACUAUAAAUAUACCUAAUGGCCAAUCAUCUAGAGCUCCUUUAGAAAAUUCAGAAGCCACUUCUUCGAUGCAAGGGACAAACAUUACAGUUCCCGUUUCUGUUCAGAAACAACCCCUUCCUGCAGCUCCCCCUGCUGAAGUAUUGGAUGCAAAUGGAUCAGCCAAUGGCAACAUACCUCCUCGGAGGAAAAGAAAACCAUGGUCAGAGGCAGAGGAUUUGGAACUGAUUGCUGCUGUGCAGAAAUUUGGUGAAGGAAAUUGGGCAAAUAUUUUAAGGGGAGACUUCAAGGGUGAUAGGACUGCUUCACAGCUAUCUCAGAGGUGGGCCAUUAUUAGGAAGCGACGUGGAAACUUGAAUGUGGGACCCAAUUCCACUGGCUCACAACUUUCUGAGGCACGGCGAGCAGCUCAUCACGCAAUGUCCCUAGCCCUGGAUAUGCCAGUUAAAAACUUAGCAGCUCGUGCUGUUGGCACAAGUACGACCAGUAACUCUGUGCCUUCUACUACAACUGCUGAAGCUACUGUGUCUGGCAGUAGCUCUAUACAAGCCCAAGACCAGUCUCAACAAGGCGUCAUCCCUACAAAAUCACCUCCUGUGGGAUUGUUGGGUUCCACAGCAAAACCCUGGGUAUCGUCAAAACCCCCUUCAACAAUGCCUACUAUUGGCUCAGAUUCGGUGUUAAGAGCGACUGCAGUUGCUGCUGGUGCCCGCAUUGUCUCUCCAUCAGAUGCUGCAUCAUUUAUCAAGGCUACUCAGGCAAAGAAUGCUGUCCUUAUCAAACCCCCAGGUGGUUCUUCAACCAAAUCGUCCAUUCCUGGCCUUGGAGCCACACCAUGUUCCUCCCAUCCUGCUGUCAUUGUCACACCUACUGCUUCACAUCCUGGUUCAGGAAAUGCUGCCUCGCCAACAGUUCAGCAUACUCCGUCCGCAUUUGCCACAUCAUCGAAUAUGUCAUCUGAACAGACUAAUGCUGUUAGCUCUAGUCUUCCCUGUGAACUUCUGCCAAAACAAGAGGCUAAGACUGCAGAAGAGAUCAAAGUUUCACAUCCCAGUUCAGGAAAAGCUGCCUCACCACCAGUUCAGCAUACUCCAUCCGUAUUUGCCACAUCAUCGAAUAUGUCAUCUGAACAGGCUAAUGCUGUUACCUCUAGUCUUCCCUGUGAACUUCUGCCAAAACAGGAGGCUAAGACUGCAAAAGAGAUCAAAGUUUGUGAGUCCGGCUAUGCACUCAAAGAGCAAGUCCAAGAAGAUGGAGCUUGUAUAUCAGGAAAUUCACAGAGUGAGCAAGUUCAAGAAGAUAAAGUGCCGUCACCAGACAUGAAAGCGGAGUUCGAAAAACAAAUGACUGAUGUUAAAAGUCCUAAUAGCUCUCUGAACAUGAAAACAGCUGAGAGUGAUCACAAAGCUGUUAUUGACAACCAGGCUGAAGCUAGACAAAGCACAAAUGAUAAAGAGAUUAUGGGUUCACCAGCAAGAGAUGACAAUAAACCUGCACCAUGAGGUGAACUGUGAGAACGGAGGCGCAAAUCAGAAACAGGCAGAUUUGUCAAGCAUGAUAGUUGAUGAAUGCUGGUGAAAAGUUGGAGGUUUUAAGCAAAAAUGAGGCUCGCUUUGAGAUUGAAGGGGAGAAGGUCGAGAACCUGUGCAAGUGAACAGAUAUUUUUUGGGUUCUACGCUGAAUUGUUUAGGAAAUUGUUUGGGCGUAAAUUCAGAUGUUAAAGAAAAAUGUGUAAAUUAAAUGAUGGGAUGAGUAUCUUUGUCAACGGUGUAAAUUUUUUACUCAA